Messenger RNA from Carica papaya (papaya), 2825 nucleotides. Its product is annotated as tubulin-tyrosine ligase. Gene Ontology annotation, biological process: protein modification process. Gene Ontology annotation, cellular component: cytoplasm. NCBI's taxonomy places the organism in Eukaryota, Viridiplantae, Streptophyta, Magnoliopsida, Brassicales, Caricaceae. The record is from RefSeq and is a predicted model, not a curated record.
UCCCAAAAACCUCCUUCGCCUACAUACGCUCAGACAACAUUUAAACAAGAAAAAAAAAAAGAAAAGGAAUCAGCGAAAGAUAAUGGCGAGACUCCAAAGCUACGAGGAGUUCGUCAAGGCCCACGGUCUGCUACUGGCGGCGUCGGGCUUGCCGCAGCAGCUGCAUCGGAGGCUGUUCCAGAAGCUUACGUCAGAGACCUUUGAUGCCGGUGCUCACUUCCAGAUCGAGCCUUGCGAGGAUGGACGUCAGAGGCGCCUCCUCCUAACCUCGGCCUCCGUGCCCAUGCAUUCUGAUGUCUUCCUCAUCGACCACGCUUGGACUUUCCGCCUUCCCGAUGCCUACAAGCAGCUGCUUGAGGUUCCGGGGUUGGCUCAAAGGAUGGCUUCAGUAAUGUGUGUGGGCACUGACUUGAGCUCAGGACUUGAAAAUGGAGUUUCGCAGCAAGAUAAUGAUAAUUUGAGUGUUGAUGAGAUAUUGGCAAAUGAGAUAAACUAUUCCAAGGAGAGAGGCAAGGACAGUACUAGCUGGCUAGAGCUUGAGGAGCUUGGCAUUGAUGAUGAUAUGCUACUAUCUCUUGAUCUGUCUAGUAAAUUUCCAGGUUUAAUAGCACUUAGCCUCUAUGGAAACAAGCUCAAGAAUGUGGAAGUAAUUAUUCAGGAGGUCACUAAAUUUAAGAACCUAAGAGCUCUCUGGCUGAAUAACAAUCCAGUUCUUAAUAAGUGUGAUGGUCGUAUGACUGAUGCAAUUCUCCACGGAUGUCCAAAGCUGGAAAUCUUCAACUCACAUUUCACUCGGAGUUUUGGUGUCUGGGCGUUGGGAUUUUGUGGAAAUGUAUUUGGGAAGGAUAAUCCAGGCUGCGAUAAUCAGGACCGGCCCCUUCAUACUGUGACAUCGCUUGAACUUUCAAAUAGAAGCAUUCACAAUCUGGUCAAUAAGGCAUUUUCUCCAGUUGAAUUGCCGUUUCUUUCACAUUUGAACAUCCGGGAAAAUCCAUUGGAAGAGAACUCAGUAGCUGAAUUAUUCCAAAUCUUGAAGGGAUUGCCUUCCUUGUGCUCGUUGGAGGUGGAUAUACCUGGUCCCCUUGGAGAAAGCGCCGUACAAAUUCUUGAAUCUCUUCCAAAACUUUCUUUAUUGAAUGGUGUUAAUGCAUCUAAAAUCUUAGAAAUGGAGAAGCAUGUAGUUGAUUCAAUGCUUGAGCUCCGUCUUCCUGAAUGGACUCCUGAGGAACCUCUUGCUGAUCGUAUUCUGAAUGCUAUGUGGUUAUAUGUAAUGACAUAUAGACUUGCAGAUGAAGAAAAGAUUGAUGAAACCUCUGUCUGGUAUGUAAUGGACGAGCUAGGGUCAGCUUUACGGCACAGUGAUGAGCCAAAUUUCAGAGUUGCUCCUUUCCUCUUCAUGCCAGAGGGAAAACUUGAUUCUGCUGUGAGCUAUUCCAUAUUAUGGCCAACGCAGAAUGUUCAAGAAGGUGACGAGUGCACUCGCGAUUUCCUGUCUGGUAUUGGAGAGGAAAAACAACGAUCUGCCAGACUUACAGCCUGGUUCCAGACACCUCAAAAUUAUUUUAUUCAAGAGUUCAAGAAACACCAUCAGAAAUUGCAAUCGAGGCAUAUAAAAUCUCUGCCCCAGACGCCGUCUACUACGGUAACUGCAUAUCAUAGUGAUGGGCCCCCCCUACGCGUUUAUACUGAUAUACCUCAAGUCGAAGAAUUUUUGACAAGACCUGAAUUUGUUAUCACAACUGAGCCGAUGGAUGCGGAUAUUAUAUGGACAAGUAUACAGGUAGAUGAAGAGAUGAGAAAAGCUACUGGAAUAACAGAUCAGCAGUACACUAAUCAGUUUCCCUUUGAGGCUUGCCUUGUCAUGAAACAUCAUUUGGCGGAGACCAUUCAGAAGGCACAGGGAUCUCCAGAAUGGUUGCAGCCUACUUAUAAUCUUGAAACACAUCUAUCUCAACUUAUUGGUGACUAUUAUAUACGAGAACAAGAUCGAUUGAACAAUCUAUGGAUCUUAAAACCUUGGAACAUGGCACGGACUAUUGAUACAACUGUUACCGACAAUUUAUCUGCUAUUAUACGUCUGAUGGAAACUGGACCUAAAAUAUGUCAGAAGUAUAUUGAGCACCCUUCCUUGUUCAAAGGAAACAAGUUUGAUCUCCGUUACAUUGUACUGGUUUGCAGUAUAUGUCCUUUGGAAAUAUUUCUUUCAGAUGUUUUCUGGGUUAGAUUGGCAAACAAUCCUUAUUCAUUGGAGAAACACAGCUUUUUUGAGUAUGAGACUCACUUCACUGUUAUGAACUAUCGUGGGAGAUUGAAUAACAAGAACACGCCAGAAUUUGUGAGAGAGUUUGAAGAGGAACAUCAUGUUAAAUGGUCUGACAUUCAUCAGAGAGUAAAAAAUAUGAUCCGUUCUGUGUUUGAGUCAGCUGCAGUAGUACAUCCUGAGAUGCAUAAUCCAAAAUCUAGGGCCAUGUAUGGUGUGGAUGUGAUGCUUGACAGUUCAUUUCAGCCAAAGUUAUUGGAGGUUACCUAUUGUCCUGACUGUACAAGAGCAUGUAAAUAUGACACGGAAGCAAUAUGUGGAAAUGGUGAAGUGCUUAAAGGUCGUGAUUUUUUCAAUUAUGUGUUUGGUUGUCUCUUUUUGAAUGAAACUACUAAUGUAACGCAAUUGUAAUUCCAGUUCUACCUAAUUGUUACUUGUAUGAUUGUUGCGGUGUACCGAAUUAGAACACUAGACAUUGUUCUUAUGGUCUGUUUUCCUUUUUUUGUUGAGUCUCCCGGCCUUUGUACGCAAUGUGUCUCCAAAUCAUGUUUGGUUUUUUCAACCA